Aspergillus fijiensis CBS 313.89 is the source of this 1951-nucleotide messenger RNA. RefSeq names its product RCC1 domain-containing protein. The transcript has 2 exons. Gene Ontology annotation, molecular function: guanyl-nucleotide exchange factor activity. The record is from RefSeq and is a predicted model, not a curated record. Gene Ontology annotation, cellular component: cytoplasm. The coding region runs from base 342 to 1598 and encodes 418 amino acids. NCBI's taxonomy places the organism in Eukaryota, Fungi, Ascomycota, Eurotiomycetes, Eurotiales, Aspergillaceae.
CCCCACUCAUUAUCACCUGCAAGAUUAUCUGAUCUUUAGUGGUGCCUAGGUAGUUCAGCCACUGUCCUCUACCCUCGGUUAUCUCUCUUGUCAUAUUGAAAAGGAGUGCUCUCUUGACCGCUAAAGAGAACAAACAAACCCAGUGAUAGUAAUUUGAUUUUCGACUGCUCUCGAGAAGAAAACCGGGGGAUAACAUUCGAUUGCGGUGCUGUAUACUGAUCGGGUAUUUUCCCCGGUGUGGCAGUAUACCCUCUGGUAGUCGAGUCGCUAGAUUACCUCGCUAGCACAAAGCAAAUCACGCAAGCAAGCCACAUCACGACAAAUCCCGGAGUUAGAAAGGAAUGCCUCUCUUCGCGUUUGGGUCGAAUGGCUCCGGCCAAUUGGGGCUGGGGCAUGAGGAGGAUGUCUCACUGCCGGUAAGAUGUGUUUUCGAGGUUGCGGAGGAUGCAGCGCCUGGAGAUGAGGGUACCCCGAAAGGAGGCGAUGUGGUUCGUAUCGUGGCCGGGGGAAAUCAUACUUUGGUGGCGGAUCGGGGGGGCAGGGUCUUUGCAGCGGGGUGGAAUGGGGAUGGGCGGUGUGGGGUAUCUUCGAAGGAACAUGGAGGCCAGGGGGAGGGGGAGAUGGCGAUGCGGUUUAGGAGAGUGGUUGUUGUUGUUGGUGAUUUUGGGGGUGGUGCGGGUGAUGCAGGUGGUGGUGGUGGUGGUCAGGUCUAUGAUACGUUCACGGGGGUGGCUGCUUCGUGGGAGGGGACGGUUUUGGUCGCUUCUGGUUUAGAGAAGGAGGAGGAGGGACAGGAGAGCAGGGAUCGAGUGUUUGUGUUGGGAUCGGGAUUGAAAGGGGAAUUGGGAUUGGGGAAGGGCUGUCUCCGCGCGAGUGCGGGCGGCGUCGCGAUUCCGGAUUUCCCGCCUCCCGGGGUAAGGGUGCGCGCGGUUGCGAGUGGGAUGGCCCACACGGUGGUGGUGCUUUCCGAUGGGAGCGUGUGGGGUUGGGGCGCGGCGAGAAAGGGCCAGUUGGGGGAAGCGAAUAUCCCUGACAAGGUGGUCUGGAGUCCCCGGAGGAUUGAGGGGUGGGAGGGGCUGGGGUUCCCGGCGACCGGGGCGGCGUGUGGGCGGGAGUUUACGGUGAUCAUGGGCGAUCCUGCUAGGGGGGAGUUCGCCGUGCUGGGCGCGGUGGAUGAUAAGUGGGGGAUUCGCUCGGGGGUGUCUGCGUCCCAGGUGAAGGAGAAGGCACUACGCGCGGGCGGCUAUCGGGCCAUCGAGGUCAGUUGGCAUGGCGUUUAUGUACAUUUGAACAAUGGGGAGGUGGUGGCCUGGGGCAGGAAUGAUCGCGGACAGAUUCCAUCAUCGACCAGUACCGGUGACUUGGGGCACGGCCAGGUGGUGAGGGACCUGGCGGUGGGGAGCGAGCAUCUUCUUGCUCGGUUGGAUGAGCGCACGGUUGUGGCCUGUGGCUGGGGCGAGCAUGGGAACUGUGGUCCCGAUACUGAUGCGCAGGGUAAUGUCAAGGGGGGGUGGAAACGGAUUUCCCUGCCAGAUGGCGAGUCCGAUAUUGUGGGCGUUGGCGCCGGUUGCGCGACAAGCUGGAUCAUUACUGCCUAAUGUUGGCUCCGACGCGGUUGUGGGAACCUUCAGGUGGCCAUUAUUUGGCGCGGCGAUGCUUGAUUGCUUAAUCGAACAGACCAAGGCCAUGGAGCUGACGGUAUUAGUUUCCUCGUCAAUUUCAUGUGGACAGGGCACUUAAAGUCACCUGUGAUAUGCGCUGGGUGGGCGGGAUGCCCGUCUCCUCCUCUUGGCCUAUUUCGGCGGCCUCCGACUCCUCGUUGGGCACCCGUGUCCCCAAGCUGGCGGUGAAAGUGUCCUUUGUUAUCAAGUCAGUAACCAGCUGCCAAUGGAAGACGGUUAAUGCUGGGAGUCGUACUUUGUCACCCGUGGCAUCCCAGCCAAGCUCGUCC